AUGGCUUCAAUACCGCCCCCUCCUCCGCCAGGAUGGGGUGCUGGAUUGCCGCCUCCGCCUCCCCCUGGGAUGGCUCCUCCACCUCCGGGCUAUCGUCCUCCCGUCGACCCUCGUGUAGCAAAGUUUGCACAGAAAAAGAAGGAAUGGCUCCGCACGCAGCGCAAUCGGUAUGGUGAAAAGAGGAAGGGCGGCUUUGUGGAAACCCAAAAGGCCGAUAUGCCGCCGGAACAUCUGAGGAAGAUCGUCAAGGACAUUGGAGACGUCAGUCAAAAGAAGUUCAGCAGCGACAAAAGAAGUUAUCUGGGCGCGUUGAAGUACAUGCCACACGCAGUAUUUAAGCUCUUGGAAAACAUGCCCAUGCCUUGGGAGAGCGCGAGGGAAGUCAAAGUGUUGUAUCAUGUCAACGGGUGUCUGACACUCGUGAAUGAAAUUCCCCGGGUCAUCGAGCCUGUUUUUCACGCGCAGUGGGCAACCAUGUGGGUUUCGAUGAGACGAGAGAAGAGCGACAGGAGACACUUCAAGCGCAUGCGUUUUCCUCCUUUCGACGACGAAGAACCACCGCUGUCUUGGUCGGAAAACAUCGAGGACGUCGAACCUCUCGAACCUAUUCAGAUGGAACUGGAUGAGAAUGAGGAUGGCCCUGUAUACGAAUGGUUCUAUGACCACCGGCCUCUUCUGGACACGCCACACGUCAAUGGUCCGAGUUACAAGACGUGGAACUUGACAUUGCCACAAAUGGCCACCCUUUAUCGACUGUCUCACCAGCUCUUGAGCGACGUGGUGGACAAGAAUUACUUCCACAUGUUCGAUCGCGAAAGCUUCUUCACCGCGAAAGCUCUCAACGUGGCCAUUCCCGGUGGGCCACGAUUCGAGCCGUUGUACAAGGAUAUUGAUCCCAACGACGAGGAUUUUGGCGAAUUCAACGCAAUUGAUCGGAUCAUCUUCCGUGCACCGAUCCGGACGGAAUACAGGGUCGCAUUCCCUUAUCUCUACAACUCGCUGCCACGAAGUGUGAAACUCUCAUGGUACUCUCACCCUCAGGUUGUCUACGUCAGAUCAGAGGAUCCCAACUUGCCCGCGUUCUAUUUUGAUCCAGUCAUCAACCCUAUCUCUUCACGGUCAGUGGCGCCAAAGAAUAUUACUGUCAGCCAUGAGGAUGAAAUCUUUGGGGAAGGCAAUAACGAAGACGAUGAAUUCGAGCUUCCAGGCAACGUUGAGCCAUUCCUCGCGGACGAGGAGCUGUACACCAGCGAGACAGCUUCUGCUAUCGCGUUGUGGUGGGCACCUUUCCCAUUUGAUCGGAGAUCCGGGAGAAUGGUUCGUGCCCAGGACGUCCCUCUGGUCAAGCAGUGGUAUCUCGAACACUGCCCGCCUGGCCAGCCAGUCAAAGUCCGAGUGUCAUAUCAGAAGUUAUUAAAGACCUACGUUCUGAAUGAGCUGCAUAGAAAGAAGCCCAAGGCGCAGAACAAACAAGACCUUCUCAAGACGCUGAAGUCCACCAAGUUCUUCCAGCAAACGACCAUCGACUGGGUAGAGGCGGGUUUACAGGUCUGUCGACAAGGAUUCAAUAUGCUAAAUCUUCUGAUCCACCGGAAGAAUUUGACGUAUCUCCAUUUGGACUACAACUUCAACCUUAAACCCGUCAAAACUCUGACGACAAAGGAGCGUAAGAAAUCAAGAUUCGGCAACGCGUUCCACUUGAUGCGAGAGAUUCUCAGGCUCACCAAGCUCAUCGUCGACGCGCAGGUCCAAUACAGACUUGGCAACAUCGAUGCAUUUCAACUAGCUGACGGAAUUCUCUAUGCCUUCAACCACGUCGGACAAUUGACUGGAAUGUAUCGGUACAAAUACAAGCUCAUGCAUCAGAUCAGAUCGUGCAAAGACCUGAAACACUUGAUCUAUUAUCGCUUCAACUCUGGUCCAGUCGGAAAAGGUCCAGGUUGCGGCUUUUGGGCCCCUGCCUGGAGAGUUUGGCUCUUCUUUAUGCGUGGCAUUAUUCCUCUGCUUGAACGAUGGCUCGGGAACUUGUUGUCAAGACAAUUCGAAGGCCGACACAGCAAGGGCGUGGCAAAGACAGUCACAAAACAACGCGUGGAGUCUCACUUUGACCUUGAACUUCGAGCUUCGGUCAUGGCAGACUUGAUGGAUAUGAUGCCCGAAGGUAUUAGACAGAACAAGGUCAAUACCGUGCUCCAGCAUCUUUCCGAAGCGUGGCGAUGCUGGAAGAGCAAUAUUCCCUGGAAAGUCCCAGGGUUACCUGCUCCGAUUGAGAACAUAAUCCUGCGAUAUGUCAAGAGCAAGGCUGACUGGUGGAUUUCUGUGGCUCAUUAUAACCGAGAGCGUAUCAGAAGAGGUGCAACCGUCGACAAGACAGUAGCCAAGAAGAACCUUGGUCGCCUCACCCGAUUAUGGCUGAAAGCUGAACAAGAAAGGCAGCAUAACUACAUGAAAGACGGUCCUUAUGUUUCCUCGGAGGAAGCCGUCGCCAUUUAUACGACCACCGUCCAUUGGCUUGAAUCACGAAAAUUCUCGCCCAUUCCCUUCCCCAGUGUGUCUUACAAGCAUGACACGAAGAUUCUCAUUCUGGCCUUGGAAAGACUUAGGGAAGCCUACUCUGUUAAGGGCAGACUGAACCAGAGUCAGAGAGAAGAGCUGGCCUUGAUCGAACAGGCUUACGAUUCGCCAGGAACUACCCUUGCUCGAAUCAAGCGUUUCUUGUUGACUCAACGAGCAUUCAAAGAAGUCGGCAUCGACAUGAAUGACAAUUACAGCUCAAUCAACCCGGUAUACGACGUUGAGCCCAUCGAGAAAAUUACCGAUGCAUAUCUUGACCAGUAUCUCUGGUACCAGGCUGACACCCGGCAUCUCUUCCCAUCGUGGGUCAAGCCUUCAGAUUCAGAGGUCCCACCCCUUUUGGUCUACAAAUGGGCUCAGGGGAUCAACAACCUGACAAAUGUCUGGGAGACUGCAGAUGGAGAAUGUAACGUCAUGAUCGAAACGCAGCUUUCCAAGGUCUACGAGAAGAUUGAUUUGACUUUGCUCAACCGUCUGCUUCGACUCAUUAUGGAUCACAAUCUGGCGGACUACAUCACGUCGAAAAAUAAUGUGCAGCUGAAUUACAAAGAUAUGAACCACACGAAUAGCUACGGCAUGAUUAGAGGCCUUCAGUUCUCAGGCUUCGUCUUCCAGUACUACGGACUGGUUAUCGAUCUUCUCCUCCUGGGCCUUCAACGAGCGAGCGAGCUCGCUGGACCGCCUCAGAGCCCUAACGACUUCUUGCAAUUCCGGGACAGAGAGACGGAGACCAGACAUCCCAUUCGGUUGUACACACGAUAUAUCGACAAAAUCUGGGUCUUUUUCAGAUUCACUGCAGAGGAGUCGAAGGAUUUGAUCCAGCGCUUCUUAACUGAGCAGCCCGAUCCGAACUUUGAGAACGUGAUUGGGUAUAAGAACAAGAAAUGCUGGCCUCGAGAUUCUAGAAUGCGGUUGAUGAGACACGAUGUCAAUCUCGGCCGGGCCGUAUUCUGGGAUUUGAAGAACAGACUGCCUCGUUCAAUCACCACGAUUGAAUGGGAUGACACGUUCGCGAGCGUCUAUUCCCGGGACAAUCCCAAUUUAUUAUACUCAAUGUGCGGCUUCGAAGUCAGAAUCUUGCCAAAGAUCCGCAACCAGAACGAUGAAUUCCCGAUCAAAGACAGCGUUUGGGCUCUCGCCAACAACGAAACCAAAGAGAGGACUGCGUACGCUUUCCUCCAGGUCACCGAAGAAGAUAUCCAGAAGUUCAACAACCGCAUUAGGCAGAUCUUGAUGUCUUCGGGCUCAACGACAUUUACCAAGAUCGCAAACAAGUGGAACACGACCCUGAUUGCCCUGUUCACCUACUACCGAGAGGCUGCCGUGUCUACUGUCAACUUGCUGGACACCAUUGUCAAAUGCGAGACCAAGAUCCAAACUCGUGUAAAGAUCGGCCUGAACUCUAAAAUGCCUUCUCGUUUCCCCCCGGCUGUUUUCUAUACGCCCAAGGAGCUCGGCGGUUUGGGCAUGAUCUCAGGUUCUCACAUUUUGAUCCCGACUAGCGAUAAACGAUGGUCCAAGCAAACAGAUACUGGUGUCACUCAUUAUCGAGCCGGCAUGACCCAUGACGAGGAAACUCUUAUUCCCAACAUCUUCCGAUAUAUCAUUCCGUGGGAGGCUGAGUUCAUCGAUUCCCAGCGCGUGUGGACCGAAUAUUCUCAGAAGCGGUUGGAAGCCAACCAGCAGAAUCGAAGACUUACUCUCGAAGAUCUCGAGGACAGCUGGGACAGAGGUCUACCGCGUAUCAAUACCCUGUUCCAGAAAGACCGGAGCACUCUAAGCUUCGACAAAGGCUUCAGAGCCCGGACAGAGUUCAAGCAAUACCAGUUGAUGAAGAGCAACCCUUUCUGGUGGACGAGUCAGAGACACGAUGGGAAACUGUGGAAUCUGAACGCCUAUAGGACCGAUGUCAUCCAAGCAUUGGGCGGUGUCGAGACUAUUUUGGAACAUACUCUGUUCAAGGCAACAGCAUUCCCAUCUUGGGAAGGUCUUUUCUGGGAGAGAGCAUGUCUCGCCAAUGGUACCAUGCUGCUGCGGUAUGACGGCUCCCAGGUCGCUGUCGAAGAUGUCGUGGAAGGAGAUCUGCUUAUGGGACCUGAUGGUGGUCCUCGUCGCGCGUUCAACAUUGUAAAUGGAAAGGAUCGUCUGUAUCGUAUCAAGAUCGAAUCCGAUGUGGAAGACCUCGUCGUCACAUCGAACCACAUCCUGGUCUUCUAUCACCAGAAGAGCAGUGAGAACCAGCACGACGGCUCCCACCUCCCUCACCAUCAGCAGGGGGCGGAAGGCGAUAUCGAGGACUCGCGCCAGUCCAGCUCUGACAGAAAACGGUCUGAGAGUUUCAUCAAGCCCACUCAACGCUAUGAAACUGUUGAGAUUACGGCGGCAGAAUUUGCGGGGCUGAAGCCAACCCAGAGGGCCCAAUACCGGCUUUUCCGAUCACCUGGAUUCGCGGCGCCAAAGCACACCGUGGAAGUCGACCCAGAAGUCCACAGCUUUGUCGUUGAGGAUAUUUCCCUUGAGUCCGAACCCACCAAAUGGUCUGGUUUCCGCGUUGACAAGGAUCAACUCUACCUUCGCCAUGAUUACCUCGUGCUCCACAACAGCGGCUUUGAGGAGUCUAUGAAAUUCAAGAAACUCACAAACGCCCAACGUUCUGGUUUGAACCAAAUUCCCAACCGUCGCUUCACCCUGUGGUGGUCGCCAACUAUCAACAGAGCAAAUGUCUACGUUGGUUUCCAGGUGCAGCUUGAUUUGACCGGCAUUUUCCUUCACGGCAAGAUCCCUACGCUGAAGAUUAGUUUGAUUCAGAUCUUCCGUGCCCAUUUGUGGCAGAAAAUCCACGAAUCCGUUGUCAUGGACUUGUGUCAAGUUUUCGACCAGGAGCUGGAGCAAUUAGGCAUUGAGACCGUGCAGAAGGAGACGAUCCACCCUCGAAAAUCGUACAAAAUGAACAGCUCCUGUGCGGAUAUCCUACUGUUGGCCAGUCACAAGUGGAAUGUGACUCGACCUUCUCUCCUCUUCGACACGAAAGAUCAGAUUGAAGCCACGACAACCAACAAAUUCUGGGUCGACGUCCAAUUGCGGUAUGGUGACUACGACUCUCACGACAUUGAACGCUACGUCCGGGCUAAAUAUCUCGACUAUACCACUGACAGCAUGAGUAUCUACCCUUCGGCGACAGGUCUGAUGGUCGGUAUUGACCUCGCAUACAAUCUGUACUCUGCAUAUGGACAAUAUUUCCCUGGUUUGAAGGCGUUGGUGCAGCAGGCAAUGGCAAAGAUCAUGAAAGCAAAUCCAGCCCUUUACGUGCUCCGCGAACGCAUCAGGAAAGGUCUACAGCUGUACGCGUCUGAAAGCACUCAAGAGUUCUUGAACUCGCAGAACUACUCGGAACUGUUCAGCAACCAAACUCAACUGUUCAUUGAUGACACAAAUGUGUACCGGGUGACGAUUCACAAGACAUUCGAGGGCAAUCUGACGACGAAACCUAUCAACGGCGCCGUUUUCGUGUUCAAUCCGAAGACUGGACAGCUCUUCUUGAAGAUCAUCCACACCAGUGUGUGGGCUGGUCAAAAGCGUCUUGGGCAAUUGGCUAAAUGGAAAACUGCGGAAGAAGUCGCGGCGUUGAUCAGGUCUCUGCCCGUCGAAGAACAGCCCAAACAGCUCAUUGUCACUCGCAAAGGUCUCCUCGAUCCGCUUGAAGUUCACUUGUUGGACUUCCCGAACGUUUCGAUUCGAGCUUCGGAGCUCCAGCUGCCAUUCCAGGCUGCGAUGAAGGUGGAAAAGUUGGCCGAUAUGAUUCUGCAAGCCAAGGAGCCGCAGAUGGUUCUGUUCAAUUUGUACGAUGACUGGUUGAAGUCGAUAUCGUCGUACACGGCCUUUUCGAGAUUGAUCCUUAUUCUCCGCGCUCUGCAUGUGAACACGGACAAGACGAAGCUGCUUCUCCGACCUGACAAGACGGUCAUCACUCAAGCACAUCACAUCUGGCCUACUCUGUCGGACGAAGACUGGAUCAAAGUCGAGGUUCAGCUUCGAGAUCUUAUCUUGAACGAUUACGGCAAGAAGAACAAUGUCAACGUCCAGUCCCUCACCAGCAGUGAAGUGCGAGACAUUAUCCUGGGUAUGGAGAUCUCGGCGCCGUCGAUGCAACGCCAGCAGGCGGCGGAGAUUGAAAAGCAGCAACAAGACCAACAACAACUGACUGCGGUGACCACCAAGACUCAGAAUGUUCGCGGAGAGGAGAUUAUUGUAACGACGACUUCGCAAUACGAGCAACAGUCGUUCGCCUCCAAGACGGAAUGGCGGACACGGGCGAUUGCGACGUCGAACCUGAGGACGCGUGCGAACAACAUCUACAUCUCCAGCGACGACAUUCACGAAUCGGAGGACUCGUACACGUAUGUACUCCCCAAGAAUAUACUCAAGAAAUUCAUCGCGAUUGCGGAUCUGCGUGUCCAGGUGGCGGGAUAUCUCUACGGCUCGUCACCGCCAGACAAUGAUCAGGUCAAGGAGAUCCGCACUAUCGUGAUGGUGCCGCAGGUUGGAUCUACACGAGAGGUGCAGUUACCGCAUCAACUACCACAACAUGAGUAUCUCAAGACCAUGGAGCCACUCGGAAUCAUCCACACCGUGAGUGGUAAUGAGACAUCGUACAUGACCGCGGCGGAUGUGACGAUGCAUUCUCGCCUGAUGGCGCAACAUCCCAGCUGGGACAAGAAGACCAUCACGUUGACAGUCUCGUUCACGCCGGGAUCGGUGUCGCUCAGCUCCUGGACACUUACUCCACAAGGAUACGCGUGGGGGGCCGCGAACAAGGACACGCAGUCGGACAGUCCUGCGGGCUUUUCGACCUCGUUUGGAGUCAAGACGCAACUCCUCCUGUCUGACAAGAUCCGGGGCUAUUUCCUCGUCCCCGAGACGGACGUGUGGAACUACAGUUUCAUGGGGGCGCAGUUUUCGACGGUGGAGAAGAGGCCCGUGUACGUCAAGAUUGACACGCCGCGACGGUUCUACGACGACUUGCACCGGCCCGUGCAUUUCAGCAGCUUUAAUGAGUUGGAGGACAUAUGGGCUGACCGGGAGGAUGCAUUUGCAUGA
Fonsecaea pedrosoi CBS 271.37 is the source of this 7671-nucleotide messenger RNA. RefSeq names its product pre-mRNA-processing-splicing factor 8. Gene Ontology annotation, cellular component: catalytic step 2 spliceosome; U5 snRNP. Gene Ontology annotation, biological process: spliceosomal tri-snRNP complex assembly; mRNA splicing, via spliceosome. The record is from RefSeq and is a predicted model, not a curated record. The coding region runs from base 1 to 7671 and encodes 2556 amino acids. The transcript has 2 exons. Gene Ontology annotation, molecular function: protein binding; metallopeptidase activity; U1 snRNA binding. NCBI's taxonomy places the organism in Eukaryota, Fungi, Ascomycota, Eurotiomycetes, Chaetothyriales, Herpotrichiellaceae.